UCAGCAUCGCCUUUGCACGAACACGCUCAUCUAUCCAUCCAUCGUCCUAGGAGACCGAUCGAUCAGCAUGUGGACGAUGAGGAAAGUGGCGACGCAGGUGGCCGUCCUCCUGCUGCUGCUCAUCGUCGUUGCACAGGAGGUGGCGGUGCCGUUGGCGGAGGCGCGCGUGUGCCGGCGCCGGAGCGCGGGCUUCAAGGGGCUCUGCAUGUCGGACCACAACUGCGCGCAGGUGUGCUUGCAGGAGGGAUGGGGCGGCGGCAACUGCGACGGCGUCAUGCGACAGUGCAAGUGCAUCAGGCAGUGCUAGCUCCAUCUAUAGCUAGCGGCUCUAAGCUACGCCCUGAUGACGAUCGACGACAUCGCGGACGUCGCUAUAUAUAUAUAUAUAUAUAUAUAUAUAUAUAUAUAUAUAUGUAUACUGUAUCUAGUAGCUACAUGCAAUGUGUAACCUGUAAUAAUAAUGCAUGCAUACAUGCAUGGGUAACAUAGCUAGAAUGUACGCGCCGAUGAUCGAGCUGUGGACGCGGCAUGCAGCACGGUCAUCUAUAUCGUACGUCUUCUGUCGUUCAAGUAUCCUCAAAGCUGCGUCCACCCAUGUGCGUGCCACGCUUUGAUGACGAGGACAAUAAAACAUGCAUGCAGUACUAUGUUUCUAUAUA
Sorghum bicolor (sorghum) is the source of this 659-nucleotide messenger RNA. RefSeq names its product defensin-like protein 21. The record is from RefSeq and is a predicted model, not a curated record. Gene Ontology annotation, biological process: defense response. NCBI's taxonomy places the organism in Eukaryota, Viridiplantae, Streptophyta, Magnoliopsida, Poales, Poaceae. The coding region runs from base 68 to 307 and encodes 79 amino acids. The transcript is spliced from 2 exons.